AUGGGGCCUGACUUACUGAUGGUAACAACAAAAUUUGAAGGUGAUUAUUCUAAUCAUUGGUAUCUGGACACAAGCUGUUCAAAUCACAUAUCAGGAAGAAAUGAGUGGUUCAUUGUUCUCAAUGAAAAAGUGAAAAGCAAGGUGAAGUUUGGUGACAAUAUAGUAGUUACUACUGAAGCAGUUGAUAAGGUGAUGGUUAAAAGGAAGAAUGGAGUGAAGGCUUUCAUUACAAAUGUUCUUUAUGUUCCAAAAUUGAAGAACAAUUUGUUGAGUUUUAGGCAAUUGGCAGAAAAAGGGAUAUUCUAUGAGUCUACACUAAAACUCAAUGAAGUGAGGAAGAAGUUGAAUGAUAGAAGUGAUUCAAUGAUCUUCAUUGGGUAUUAUCCAAUUGGAUCCUACAAACUAUAUGAUCCAAAAGGAAAGAUGAUAGUAAUAAUCAGAGAUGUGAUACUAGAUGAGUCAAAGUGGUGGAAUUGGGAUGAGGGCAAUCCCAAAGCUAGUAUGAAGAUGUGA
Messenger RNA from Glycine soja, 513 nucleotides. RefSeq lists its product as uncharacterized. The transcript is spliced from 2 exons. The record is from RefSeq and is a predicted model, not a curated record. The coding region runs from base 1 to 513 and encodes 170 amino acids. NCBI's taxonomy places the organism in Eukaryota, Viridiplantae, Streptophyta, Magnoliopsida, Fabales, Fabaceae.